UUACCUACAAGGGCUACAACUACGAUUUUCAUGGUGACAAAUACAGCAAAAUUACGCCGGUUCGAUGAAAGCCACCAGUCCGUACAAGUACAACUCCUCCAUGCACAAAUCACGAAACCGCUAGAUGAUUUUCGAUCUCUGUCAUCUAGUACAUGAUAUAUCAUGUAUGUUGAUUUAGGUAGAUCUCUUCAGUCCUCUUUCGAUUUCUAAACUAUCCAUCUCAACCCUAGAUUCAAAAUCUCAAACCCCUACUCUCUUUUUUUUCUUUUUCCUACUUGCCUUUUCACUUUACAUAUCUACCAGAUCUCUCAAAUUCAAAUCUCACUCUGUUUCAUUACAUUGUUGGCCUAAAAUCCCCAAUUUUCGGCACAAUUUAUAUAAUUCUCAUAGAUUCGGAUCACCAAAAACCCUAAUAUUCGGUCAUGGCGAAACAAUUCAGUGUCCCGCCGGUGGUUUUCCCUUCCGGCGGGAACCCCGGUACCGGAGCGCAACAGCGGCGGCUUCCAACGGCGCCGUUUCAGCCACCGCGGUCCGCAAACCCUAGCAUCCCUUUCAUGUCAUUCGAUAUGAGUUCUGCCGCAGCCUCAACCUCAUUUUCCAAUCCUCAAUUCGCCGGCAGCAGUGGCAGCAGUGUUGGAAUCGGCGGCGCAUUUGAGGACGAGCCGCCCCUACUCGAAGAGCUUGGAAUAAAUACUAAGCAAAUUUGGAACAAGACAGUCUCGAUUAUGAACCCUUUUAGAGUAAAGGUCGAUCUUCACGAAGACGCAGACUUGUCAGGCCCAUUUCUGUUCUUGAUGGCGUUUGGAUUGUUUCAAUUACUCGCUGGGAAGCUACAUUUUGGGAUCAUAUUGGGGUGGGUGACCGUGGCGUCUUUGUUUUUGUAUGUUGUGUUCAAUAUGUUGGCAGGACGAAACGGGAAUUUGGACUUGUAUCGGUGUUUGAGCUUGAUUGGAUACUGUCUGUUGCCUAUUGUGAUUUUAUCAGCUGUCUCACUGUUUCUUCCUCAAGGUGGGGUGGCAAUUUUCGCCAUGGCAGGGGUUUUCGUGAUAUGGUCGACGUGGGUUUGCACCAGGCUGCUGGUGGAGUUGGCUUCCUGUGGAGACGAGCACCGCGGAUUGAUUGCGUAUGCUUGUUUCUUGAUUUAUAUGCUGUUCUCUCUCUUAGUGAUAUUUUGAACUGAAUUGGUACAACUCUUCAUGGUUUUAGCAUGCACUUGUAUUCCUUGCAAUUUUAUAUAGGGUACUCUCACAGGCUUCUUGAUAGACAUAAUUCUCGUGGAAAUUGGUACUCUUUUUUAUAGGUUUACCGGGUCACUUAGAAAUAGCAUAUGAUGUUUGCUUCAUGGAUUUCUUAUAGAAUGGAAGCAAUAUUCAGUAUUGAUGUUUUAUAUUUAUUUUGAUGUUUGUGCUCAAGGUCCAUGCAUAUUUAGAUGUUAAUAUUAGGGAUUUAUCAGUAAAUGGAAGUAAUAUUCGGUA
Messenger RNA from Cornus florida, 1475 nucleotides. RefSeq lists its product as uncharacterized. The transcript has a single exon. Bases 423 to 1175 code for a protein of 250 amino acids. Gene Ontology annotation, cellular component: membrane; trans-Golgi network. The record is from RefSeq and is a predicted model, not a curated record. NCBI's taxonomy places the organism in Eukaryota, Viridiplantae, Streptophyta, Magnoliopsida, Cornales, Cornaceae. Gene Ontology annotation, biological process: endoplasmic reticulum to Golgi vesicle-mediated transport; vesicle fusion with Golgi apparatus.